Molecule: messenger RNA, 987 nt
Organism: Protopterus annectens (West African lungfish)
Lineage: Eukaryota; Metazoa; Chordata; Ceratodontiformes; Protopteridae
Exons: 5
Coding region: 4-648 (214 amino acids)
Source: RefSeq, a predicted model, not a curated record
GCUAUGCUCAGUGGAGGAUAUCAGACAUUUGCAGAUGCACUUCCAAAGCCCUGGAUAUUUAUGCUUCAAUCCAAUGGUGCCUUAACAGCUGGAGAGGAAGUGGUCCUUAACUGUACAACCCCAAAUAAUUAUACAGGCAGUAUAUUUUAUUUCUACAGAAAUGCCAGAACUGUGCACCUGUCCGAAGUAAAUGCAACAUCAGCUGUUUAUAACUCCACGGAACAACACAGAAACCAAAAUGCUGAACUUGAUGGAACAUAUUCAUGCCAAUAUUCAGUGAUGACUAUUUCAGGAGCAAAGAAUUCUUCCAUCAGUGAUAAUGUGUUUGUGGCCGCCUUAACAGAUGAUUUAGACCUGAAGAUUAUGAUCGGAAUCGGUGGUGUACUCACCUGUAUGAUUUUGCUGACUCUGGUUUUGGCUUCUAUCAUUCGAUCUAAGACAAGAACACAGACCAGAGUUCUCAUGAGUCAAGCAACAAACUCAGAAAUUCCACAAGAUAUGGUGACAGGAAUUCCUUAUGGAAAUAUAAGCAUGUGCAGUUUAGUAUCUCAGACCACCACAAAUACUGCAUUGGAUGAAGCCCUAGAGAAUGUGGCAGAAGAACAGUACACUCCAAUGGAUAAACUAAACAUUAUAACAUCAGUGUGAACAAACAGAAGUACAGCCUGCUUUUCACAACUUCAGUGCAGUUCCUUUCACUUCCUCUACCACUGCCUUCACAUUGUUGUCUGGUCAUUACCAGUUAUGUGGAAAAUUAUAGCUCUGAAAAUAUCCUUUGUAAACUGAAAUCAUUUGAUGAACUUUCUUCUUAUAUCACCCCACAUAGAAAAUGUAGAGAUCAAAUAUGUCCCACAUACUGUGCAUCAGGGGUGACACAGUGCACCACCAAUUAGUGCUAUUUCUUCAUAACACAGUUAAGCUACCUGUGGCUGUGUGUGUGUGUGUGUGUGUGUGUGUGUGUGUGUGUGUGUGUGUGUGUGUGUGUGU